This is a messenger RNA of Oppiella nova, 383 nucleotides long. Lineage: Eukaryota; Metazoa; Arthropoda; Arachnida; Sarcoptiformes; Oppiidae. The record is from the annotation of a GenBank genome assembly.
AUAUACGACCAGAUGUGGUGAUCGUGGAUCAGGUGCUGUGCAUACCGGCGCUGGAGUUAUCAGGUAUACCAUGGGUGGCCACAUGUAGUUUCAAUCCACUGUUUUUCAUACCGGAUGAGCGCACACCACCUUAUAUGUCAGGUCUAUCGAUAACUAGCCCUAAAAGCGAGUGGAAAGUCUUCAAGGAUGCCAUAAACUCAGCUGAAUAUCCUAAUUGGAAAUUAUUUAACGAUUGGGUGGUAUCUCGUGGUAUACCUUCUCUGAAGGCCAAUCGGUUUAAUAGGGACUCAAAGUAUUUAAAUAUUUAUGGCUAUCCACUGGAGUUGGAUUACCUGGACAUCAGAGAAUUGCCUCCGAAGUGGUAUAGAUUUGAUAAUCUUAAA